UUCUGCGGCAGUAUAAAGAAAAAGCAAACCCUAAACUCCUCCUCCCCGGGCUUCCACCAUGUCCUUCCUCAGGCGCAUUGUCCAAAACCCGACCUUAUCGAAAGCAGUUCCGGUGGGGAAGGCGAUGAUCCCUUUCCCACUGGGAAGAGACCCUUCGUCACUCCCAAAAAUAAAUCCAAACUGCGACGACAUCGACAUGGAUCGCCGCCCAAUAUCUCUGCGCUACCGAGUAACAGCAAUGCUCGGGCUGUCUAAUCUCGACAAAGCCGUCGAGUACUCUCACCACGCUGUCUCUGAAAAGUAUCGUUUCAAAAGAGACACUGUCUUCAUCUGCAAUUCAGUAAUUGGAGCCAUGUGCGACGCAAAACGUUACGAGGAAGCCAUCUCUCUGUUCAACUACUUUUUCAACGAGUCUCAAACACUCCCGAACAUGCUCUCUUGCAAUCUCAUCAUCAAAGCUCACUGCGACCAAGGCUGUCUCGACGACGCUCUUGAUCUUUUCAGUCACAUAGUCAUAGACGGACGUUUGUCUCCAGGGGUGGAUACAUACGUGAUACUCACGAAAGCCUUGGUUGAUGCUAAAAGACUCGACGAAGCUUGCGUUUUAGUGGCGUCCAUGGGGCGUUGUUAUUUCAUGGUCUACGACGUACUCAUUCGAGGGUUGUUGGAUGCAGGGAGAUACGUAAAGGCUAGCCAAAUAAUCGAGGAACUGAAGAGUAAACUCCCAUGGAGAGUAUAUCACAUGGCAAUGGCACUCUAUAAGGUAUCGUUGAUGGAGUAUUGGUUCAAGCAAGGCAAAGAUGAGGAAGCUAUGGAGAUAUACAAGGUUUUGGACAUGUCUGAACAGAUGAACGAUAUUGUCGGAAAUAGGGUUUUGCGAGUUUUGGUCGAGCACGGUAAGAAAACAGAAGCUUGGGAACUGUUCGAUGAGAUUAUAGGAUUCUGCUAUCCCGACACGAUUGGUAUAGUGAUGAAGUCUUUUAGUGAUGAAAAGACUAUACCGUUGUCGUGGGCUAGUGAGACGUGUUAUAGGACGAUCAUCGCGUGUCUAUGCGAACAAGGAAAGAUGUCGGAGGCAGAGGAGUUCUUUGCAAAGAUGUUUUCAAACUGUGAGGAAGAGGAAUUGAUGGUGGGACCUGACGUUUCAACAUUCAGAGCAAUGGUCAAUGGGUACGUUAUGGUUGGGAGAGUGGAUGAUGCUUUCAAGAUGUUGAACAAGAUGAAGAUUUCAAAUUUAAGAAAGCUUGCUAUUCAUCGAGCCACAUAA
Messenger RNA from Brassica napus (rape), 1267 nucleotides. Its product is annotated as pentatricopeptide repeat-containing protein At3g60960, mitochondrial-like. NCBI's taxonomy places the organism in Eukaryota, Viridiplantae, Streptophyta, Magnoliopsida, Brassicales, Brassicaceae. Bases 59 to 1267 code for a protein of 402 amino acids. The record is from RefSeq and is a predicted model, not a curated record. Gene Ontology annotation, cellular component: chloroplast. The transcript has a single exon. Gene Ontology annotation, molecular function: protein binding.